This is a messenger RNA of Prionailurus viverrinus (fishing cat), 665 nucleotides long. RefSeq names its product tubulin folding cofactor A (gene TBCA). The record is from RefSeq and is a predicted model, not a curated record. The coding region runs from base 118 to 444 and encodes 108 amino acids. Gene Ontology annotation, cellular component: cytosol; microtubule cytoskeleton. NCBI's taxonomy places the organism in Eukaryota, Metazoa, Chordata, Mammalia, Carnivora, Felidae. The transcript is spliced from 4 exons. Gene Ontology annotation, biological process: post-chaperonin tubulin folding pathway; tubulin complex assembly. Gene Ontology annotation, molecular function: beta-tubulin binding.
UCUGCGCAUGCGCGCCAGGCCGCGUCCACUACGCCGAUACUACCGCCUCCUCCGCGCCGUCUUCCUCCACGGUUACGCCGGCUCUCCACCCCUCCUUCCCGCGGCGCUCGAGGGAUCAUGGCCGAUCCUCGCGUGAGACAGAUCAAGAUCAAAACCGGCGUAGUGAAGCGACUGGUCAAAGAAAAAAUGAUGUAUGAAAAGGAAGCAAAACAACAAGAAGAAAAGAUUGAAAAAAUGAAAGCUGAAGAUGGUGAAAAUUAUGCCAUUAAAAAGCAGGCAGAGAUCCUUCAAGAGUCCCGGAUGAUGAUCCCAGAUUGCCAGCGCAGGUUGGAAGCUGCAUAUAGUGAUCUUCUGCAGUUAUUAGAGAGUGAAAAAGACUUGGAAGAAGCUGAGGAAUAUAAGGAAGCACGCUUAGUAUUGGAUUCAGUGAAGUUAGAAGCCUGAAGUUUUUCUGUACAGGGUGUUUGGUUUUUUGUUUUUUGUUUUUUUUUUUUUUCAUUAAAUCUUGGGAUCCAUUCCACAAUUCAUUAUUUUUGACCACUGCUGUAUGUUCAAGUAGUAGGAGAAUGUGAUUCUUUUUAUGCAGUUGCAUAUAUUUUUCUUUGCCUAAUUUAAUGUGUCAAAUAAAUGAAUUCGUCUAAUAAAAUUGUUUAUAUCAUACUUUA